Messenger RNA from Lachnellula hyalina, 1179 nucleotides. RefSeq names its product GPI-anchor transamidase (gene GPI8). Lineage: Eukaryota; Fungi; Ascomycota; Leotiomycetes; Helotiales; Lachnaceae. The record is from RefSeq and is a predicted model, not a curated record. Gene Ontology annotation, cellular component: GPI-anchor transamidase complex. Gene Ontology annotation, molecular function: GPI-anchor transamidase activity. The transcript has 2 exons. Bases 1 to 1179 code for a protein of 392 amino acids. Gene Ontology annotation, biological process: attachment of GPI anchor to protein; protein localization to cell surface; proteolysis.
AUGAAGCUCGCAAGCUUCCUCCGUUUGCCCGUGCUACUGGCAUCAGUACUCGCGCCAAUCCCCAUCGCCGCAGAGCAUACAAGCAACUGGGCAGUUCUAGUUUCCACCUCCCGAUUCUGGUUCAACUACCGCCAUCUAGCCAAUGUGCUCUCCCUCUACCGAACUGUCAAGCGGUUAGGAAUCCCAGACUCACAAAUCAUCCUCAUGCUGCCUGACGACAUGGCAUGCAACCCGCGCAACGCCUUCCCGGGAACCGUAUACAGUAACGCGGACCGCGCCGUGGAUUUAUAUGGAGACAAUAUCGAGGUUGAUUAUAGGGGAUAUGAAGUUACGGUGGAGAAUUUUAUAAGGCUGUUGACGGAUCGCGUGGGCGAAGAGAUGCCGCGGAGUAAGAGGCUGUUGACGGAUGAUCGGAGUAAUAUUCUGGUGUAUAUGACGGGGCAUGGGGGGAACGAGUUUUUGAAGUUUCAGGAUGCCGAGGAGAUUAGUGCGUUUGAUUUGGCGGAUGCUUUUGAGCAGAUGUGGGAGAAGAAGAGAUAUCAUGAGCUUCUAUUUAUGAUUGAUACGUGCCAGGCGAAUACUAUGUAUAGCAAGUUCUACUCCCCGAAUAUAAUCGCCACGGGCUCCUCCGAAAUUGAUCAAUCCUCCUACUCCCACCACGCAGACAACGACGUUGGAGUGGCUGUUAUUGAUCGGUACACAUACUACAACCUGGAUUUCCUAGAGACACAAGUGCGGGAACCAAGCAGCAAGAUGACACUCGGGGAUCUCUUCGACAGCUACGAUGAAUCUAAAAUCCACUCGCAUCCAGGCGUUAGAUGGGAUCUAUUCCCCGGUGACGAGCAAGGAGGCCGGGAACGAUUGGUUAUGGAUUUCUUUGGGAACGUGCAAAACGUCGAGGUGGAUAAUGCUGGAGGGAAUGAUACGGAGUGGAGGGAGGACCUAUUACAAUUGGGUAAGAAGAUUGCGGAAUUGCGAGAAAGAGCUGAAGCACAAGACGCUGCUGUGAAGAACAACACUGUCCCGGAAUCUAAAGGAGGAACUCAUCCCUCACGCAAAAUCAGAGCUGCAAAAGUGGAGAUAGAUGAGACAUGGUGGGGGAAGAAAGCUGUUGGUGCAUUGGCCUUGGGUGGUUGCGCUAUUGUUUGGUUAGCCGGGACUUAUCAGGAUUCUACGUAG